Molecule: messenger RNA, 2019 nt
Organism: Clonostachys solani
Lineage: Eukaryota; Fungi; Ascomycota; Sordariomycetes; Hypocreales; Bionectriaceae
Source: the annotation of a GenBank genome assembly
AUGUGUUUCGUAUUGACAACACACAUGACGAACUGCGAGACCCGUCACAUAUCAACUUUGGAGGUUGAGCACCCAGAGCUUUGCUUUGACAUAUACAACCCGUUUACGUAUCCGGAUGAGUGCGAACACUUUGUCGAGAAUUAUGAGCAGAACCUGGCCCUGUGUCCUAGGCACGGCACCUGCUGCCAGGUGACGUUCCGGCGAGUGUGUGUUUUCUGGGUUGGCCACGCAGGCGGGAUCAUCAAGUGUCGAAAGUUCAAACGGUACUUCCACAUCACCGUUCCCAGGGGCGGCUGCAACCCCGAGGUUGCCCGCCACUUCGUGGCGCCUUUCCCCGCGCGCGUUGAGUUGACUGCGGAGGAGGAGGAGCGUCUGUUCGAGGCGCACAGAGACUACAUCGACAGUGGAGAGGGGGUGAGGACGGCUCUGGAGGGCUGCGGGAGCCGGUGGAUCACGGACGUGAACCCGCCGUACGACUGGAGGCCGACCCUCAACGUAGGCGAGAACGUGGAGAUGCUUGGUGGCUUUGACGCAGCGCGGGAGAGGUGGGAGAGCACCUGCCCCAUGCUGAAGAUAGUAGAGGAUCCGCCGCGGCAUGAACUUCAGAAAGAAAUACAGAGCCAGCAUCCAUAUUGGUACAAGGCCGUUAAAGUACCUCGGACGGGCAAUGAGGGCAUCCCGUUGCCUGGAGCAGAGGGAUUCAUCGACGAUCAACCCACCCCUGUGGAAUCGUCAGUAUUGGAUACCGAAGAGGGGGAUCAGGACGUCCCGCUGCCUCCAUCGUCAGACGGGCCGAACCAAAUAUGGAGUUCGGCUUCAGGGGAAGAGAAUGACUCCGGACUUGGCCAGGAUGACGAGCAGGGACCACUGGCAGCUCCUCAAGCUCUGGGCGGACAUGCUCUGCCGGCCGAGCCCGGGAACGGGCCUGUAGAACCGCCAGCGAACCCAAACCUGUCUUCUGAGCAGCUGAGUGCCUUGAGAGAUAUGCUCGUCCAGCCGCCCCCGGGUGAUGUCCCGGGUGUGAGAUUACGGAGCGGGAUGGUUGGUAUUCCGGUCACGGGGAUGGUGUGGCUCCCAGCCCAGGGAUUGCUGCACCCGCCGGUACAGGCCCCGUUCCAUCUUGACAAUGUUGACGAUCGCGGAUACAACAGAGCGCCGGAUGGGUUGCUACUACUGCCGGCGGACAUAUUAGGGCGUCUGCUGAACAAUAUACGAAGAAACAUCCGACCAGAGAACGUUCCAAUCCAGUCCGUGGAAGGUGAAAACGGAUUUGCGCCGCCAAUCGUCUCACCCUUGACAGACGCUGAGGCUCCUGGAGGUGGUGGUGAGGGAUCUCGGCCCCCUGAGUCGGGAGAGAGCCAGCGUGAUGAGGAGGAAAGCGCUACGAAUUCAAACACCACCCGAGGGUCAGGCGGGCUCCAGGAAAAUGAUGCACCGCUGCCCCCGACGCAGUCACCAAGUGGUGGCGAGGAGGAAAGCAGGACAAAUUCAAACACCACCCGAGGGUCAGGCGUGAGUCCGGAAAGUGAUGCACCACUGCCCCCGACGCAGUCACCAAGUGGUGGAUCGGGACAGGGUUCCAGCCAACAAGCUACCUCGAGCCUGCUCCAGAGCUCGCUGCUACCAGAGUCAGGAAACGAUGCAGACGGGAGUCAGCAAUCUGGCUCCCUUCUAUCCGCAGUCCCUCCAAGUCCUCAGGAGGAAGGGAAUUCGGAAGAGGCGACCACCGAACUCUUGUCGGACAGGUCGAACGGCGCGCUGGAAGAGGUGGAAAAUGCUCUGGAGCCGGCCGAGAGCGACGUGCCGCGCAACACUCGGAAAAGAGCAGCAGAGGAGGAGGAGGAGGUGGAAGAAGAGGAAGAGGAGGUGGAGGAGGAACCGGCCCCUCCACCACCGACGAGAAGACAGCCGGCAAAGAGACGGCGCGUUGAGCAACCCGUCGAACAGCCCAUCGAGCAACCUGCCGACGAACCUCGGUAUAGGUUGCGACAAAGGCGGAAGGUGAACUACACCCAGUAG